UGCUUUUCUAAAUUACUUGUUUAUGAUCCGAAUCACGGCUGAAACGAACUGGGAUACAGGAUGCAUUGCUUCUGUCACAGACAAUACGUUGAACACUAAGUAAAAAAAUACGUCAUGAAAAAAAAUCUAUUUGAACCGGUUCUUUAGAACAAACUGUUCAUAUGAACCGACUAGCGGAAAUGAGUCAAGAGACACAUCGGGCUUAACGUUACAUGUUGCUUGGCAACUCGGAUUGCCUCACAGUGAAAACUCUUGCUUCGAACAUAUUUCCAUAUAUAUCUAACGUUAACUUACAUAUAAAUAAUCUAAAGUUCACAAUGCUCGAUGCUGCUUUAAGUUCAUACGGAGCCCAGGUUGUGCUGGCUGUAUCAGGCGAUGAGAAUCAUCCACCGGAGAACAUUAUCGACGGAAAAACAGAGACGUUCUGGAUUUCAACUGGCAUGUUUCCACAAGAGUUUAUCAUCCGCUUUCCAGAUAACAUGAACAUUUUUACUGUCUCCAUUCACAGCUACAACAUUAAAAGGCUGAGAAUAGAAAAGAGCACAUCAGAGGACACUGAUAAAUUUGAAGCGGUUGCAGACACAGAGUUUGAGCAAACUGAGAGCAGCCUACAGGCUAAUGAUAUUUCUGUAAAUGUAUCAAAUACAACACAUUUGCGGUUCCUCAUAUUGUCUGGGUAUGACCAUUUUGUCUCUGUACACAAAGUUAGUGUACAAUCAUGAGAUGAUUCAUCUGUUAUGUCAUUUUGUAAACUCACAUGAAGUAACUUACAUGUUUAUUUUAAAAUUAAUGAAACUGUAUCACUGUAUAUUUUUUUCAACAAAUAAAUCUUUUCAUAAUUUCUGUUUUUUAAUAAGUCGCCUACAGU
Molecule: messenger RNA, 868 nt
Organism: Pimephales promelas (fathead minnow)
Lineage: Eukaryota; Metazoa; Chordata; Actinopteri; Cypriniformes; Leuciscidae
Gene: hspb11
Product: heat shock protein, alpha-crystallin-related, b11
Biological process (GO): intraciliary transport; multicellular organism development
Cellular component (GO): centrosome; intraciliary transport particle B; cilium
Source: RefSeq, a predicted model, not a curated record